Lathyrus sativus (Indian pea) is the source of this 1602-nucleotide messenger RNA. Lineage: Eukaryota; Viridiplantae; Streptophyta; Magnoliopsida; Fabales; Fabaceae. The record is from the annotation of a GenBank genome assembly.
AUGAGGCGAAGAGCAACAGAUUUUCGAAGGCCAGUGCGGAAAAGGGUUCCUGAUGUGUUGUGGUGGGCAUUAUGCUGUGCAGUGCUUCUUAUCUUUAUCUAUAUUCUGACUAGAGGGACUCAGAUUGAGUCUAGACCGGUUUUGUCCAAGAGAACUUACAAAAAUGAUAGGAUUAUGGAAGGCCUUAAUAUUACUGAAGAGAUGUUAAGUUCAGACUCGGUGACCAGACAACUGAAUGAUCAGAUAUCCCUAGCAAAAGCUUUUGUUAUAAUUGCUAAAGAAAGUAACAAUCUCCAAUUUGCUUGGGAACUAAGUGCUCAGAUCCGCAAUUCGCAAAUUCUUCUCUCAAAUGCUGCCACUAGGCGUUCUCCUUUAACAACCAGAGAAUCAGAGAGUGCUAUCCAUGAUAUGGCAUUAUUGUUAUACCAGGCCCAGCAGCUCCAUUAUGACAGUGCAACCAUGAUCAUGAGAUUCAAAGCGAAAAUCCAGGCUCUUGAAGAACAGGUGAGUUCCGUAAACGAAAAGAGUUCAAAAUAUGGACAAAUAGCGGCUGAAGAAGUCCCAAAAAGCUUAUACUGUCUUGGUGUCAGAUUGACAACAGAGUGGUUCAAAAACCUUAAUUUGCAAAAGAAAUCGAAGAAUAACGGGGUCCUCGAGAUGAAGAUUAAUGAUAGAAAUCGCUACCACUUUUGCGUGUUCUCUGAUAACAUUAUUGCAACUUCGGUCGUAGUCAAUUCAACUGCAAAAAGUUCUAAAAAUCCCAACAUGAUUGUUUUUCACAUUGUCACUGAUGAAAUAAAUUAUGCUGCAAUGAAGGCGUGGUUUGCCAUAAACAAUUUCCGUGGGGUUACUGUAGAAGUUCAGAAGUAUGAAGACUUCACUUGGUUAAAUGCUUCAUAUGUUCCCGUGCUUAAGCAACUUCAAGACUCAGAAAUACAGAGCUACUACUUUUCUGGAAACAGUGAUGAUGGAAAGACACCUAUCAAGUUUCGUAAUCCCAAAUAUCUAUCCAUGCUUAACCACCUAAGGUUUUAUAUCCCUGAAGUUUUUCCUGCACUGAAGAAAAUCGUGUUCCUGGACGAUGAUGUGGUGGUUCAGAAGGAUUUGUCUGAUCUUUUUUUACUUGAUUUGAAUGGGAAUGUUAAUGGAGCUGUUGAGACAUGCAUGGAGACAUUUCAUAGAUACCAUAAAUACCUGAACUAUUCUCAUCCUCUUAUAAGAGCACAUUUUGAUCCCGAUGCAUGCGGAUGGGCAUUUGGGAUGAAUGUAUUUGAUUUGGUUGAAUGGAGAAAAAAGAAUGUAACUGGCAUCUACCACUAUUGGCAAGAAAAAAACGCAGAUCGCACACUCUGGAAACUCGGCACCUUGCCACCUGGACUGUUGACAUUUUAUGGAUUAACCGAGCCCUUGGAUCCAUCGUGGCAUGUACUGGGUUUUGGCUACACAAACGUUGAUCCUCAGUUGAUAGAGAGAGGGGCGGUACUACACUUCAAUGGCAACUCCAAACCUUGGUUGAAGAUUGGGAUUGAAAAAUACAAGCGCAUAUGGGAAAAACACAUUGACUACUCUCAUCCCUUAUUGCAGCAAUGCAACUUUCAUUGA